This is a messenger RNA of Aspergillus japonicus CBS 114.51, 406 nucleotides long. RefSeq lists its product as uncharacterized. The record is from RefSeq and is a predicted model, not a curated record. Bases 47 to 349 code for a protein of 100 amino acids. Lineage: Eukaryota; Fungi; Ascomycota; Eurotiomycetes; Eurotiales; Aspergillaceae. The transcript has a single exon.
CACAACCGCCAAAACUAAGGAAUGGAAGGAAUCAGAGCCAUGUGCCAUGUGUUGUUGGAAGGGGCGGCGGCAGCAGCAGCAAGUAGGGCACGUUGUGUCUUCUUGUCUCUGUCAUGGGGUGGAAUCCUGUGAGGUGAGGGGUCGUCGGCCUGAUUCACGGAAUCGGAGAUGGCAUGCCAAUUACCUUUCCGGGAUCAUCCUGAACCCUUCCAGCUUGCUGUCUGCUGUUUCCUCUGCCCUCAUCCUGCAUAACUUUCAGGACUUCAAUAUGACAGUAACCUUGUUGAUACCAUGUCUUGGCUUAUGGCGAGGAGAGAACUGGGGGUUGAACCGAGCAGAAGCGUCAUGAACGGGGCGACAAUCUCAAUCUCGAAGGGAAGGGAGAUCGAUUUGCACUUGGCUCCGG